Messenger RNA from Salvelinus sp. IW2-2015, 1266 nucleotides. The record is from RefSeq and is a predicted model, not a curated record. NCBI's taxonomy places the organism in Eukaryota, Metazoa, Chordata, Actinopteri, Salmoniformes, Salmonidae.
AUGCCGUUCCCCUCACAGCUUUCCGUAGGCAAGCCCCAUGAUUGGAGGGUGUUUUCCUUUAAGGUGAAGGAUGGUCCGGAUGGUCAGGAAGCGACCUGGAUAGUGGACGUGAAGAAUGGCAAGGGUUGCGUUCACAAUGACACAGAAAGCAGCUGCACCAUUUCCAUGUCAGAUGCAGACCUGCUGGCCUUGAUGACGGGGAAAAUGAACCCACAGACAGCGUUCUUCCAGGGCAAGCUGAAGAUCACAGGGAACAUGGGAAUGGCCAUGAAGCUCCAGAGUCUGCAGCUGCAGCCAGGCAAAGCCAAGCUGUGAGGUAGAACCUGGGGUGAGGCAGAGGUUACCGCCCUAGCGCUGGUCUAGGAUCAGUGCUUCAUAUCACAAUCCUAACCUUAACCACUAGGGGUUACAACAACAAACCUGGUCCAAGACCUGCACUAAGGGUAACUUCUACAUUUUCUGUAGCUCAACAGCAGCCACCACCAUCCAACUAGUAGUGUGAGGAGGGAGGGGGGCACGCACUGUAGGAGGAAACGAUGCGAGUAGAGAUGGAAUGAUGGAUGGAGAGAAAUACUGUUUUCAACAUCUACCUCUCUUUCUCUGACCCCCUCUGUCUUUUUCUAAUAUAUUAAGGACCAGAACACAUUAGAAUAGAGAUAUACCGUAGGGGUGUAGUCUACUCUCUCUCCAACUGUGUAAUUUUAUAUUUAUUCAGACUGAUUUAUUAUGACUCACAGAAUAUCUGUUUGUAUGAUGUCAUUAAUUGAAUCAUGCCCCUCAUCUGGCGAUUUCUGACCUUUUUCCUCUUAAGUUUCAUGUGUGUAUUGGUAAUGGAAAUACAAUUGCUCUUGACAAUUGGGACAGGAUGAAUCAUGUCUUGUAUGGUCUCAGAGCUGUGCUACACAGUAAUUUCUCCCUAUUCAGCCUUUAUGAGAGAUGAAUGGAUAAAACAGUGAAGUGCCUCUCAGGUGUGGAAUAUUCCCUGGUGUCAUGAACAAGUGUAAAAACAUUGAUACUGUCUCAUAUCAGCUUCAUAAUAUCUAAAACAGGACAGGAUGGUCCACUGAAUGUUACAUUUACAUUUUAGUCAUUUAGCAGACACUCUUAUCCAGAGCGACUUACAGUAGUGAGUGCAUACAUUUCCGUACUCUGUUACUGUGUUACUUUCAGCUAUGUUGUUGUGACUCUGACCAUCUGACCCACUGAUGAUGCUAAAGUGAUUUCUACUAAAUAAACUCUUACUAAUAAACACUGAAAUAAGUUUGA